AUGGCCACGCAGGACCAGAAACCAGUGGUGCUUGCAAUCCCAAAGCGAGAACACUUAUCAUCAGCCGAAGCUAUCUCAACUAUAGUAAACAAAUCCAAAACACUCCGCCUCACAGCUCUCAAACGCAGUCCCUCGGCAUUCACGUCCACCUACGCCCGCGAAAUCCAGUUCAACGAAGACACAUGGACGAACAGAGCGUUCAAUCCACUGACAAGAAUCUAUAUCGCCUUGUCGCCUUCCGCCACAUCCGCAAAUAUCCGUCCUGAAUCGAAUGAAGAUAAUGGCAGUCACAGCAUCGAGCAAAUCUUGAUUGAUCGGCGCUGGCUCGGCCAAGUCACGCUCAUGGGUCCCGUUGUCCUGCCCACCGACGGCGAAAAGGCCAACUCUGCGCCGUGGGAACUUUUCAAGGGCCUCGACUUCGAGCAGGCAGCUACUGACGCCCAGGGCAUCCCGCCUGGUUCGAAAGUCGUGUAUGUUCUCUUGGGCAUGUAUGUCCUCCCCGAGAAACGCGGAGUAGGACAUGGGCGAAGCCUGCUGGAGGCUGCGACAGGUACAGUCAGGGAGGAGGCGAAGGGGAAGAAAGUGGAUGCGACGCUUGUCGUCUUGGUCGGGCGCGAGAAUGAAAGGGCAAAAAAGCUGUAUGAGCGGGUUGGGUUUGUCCCGUGGGAGGAGACGGUUGAUGUUGAGGGGGAGGAGCAUUGGCCCCUGAGUUUGGAUGUUGGGCAGUAG
Molecule: messenger RNA, 729 nt
Organism: Aspergillus mulundensis
Lineage: Eukaryota; Fungi; Ascomycota; Eurotiomycetes; Eurotiales; Aspergillaceae
Exons: 1
Coding region: 1-729 (242 amino acids)
Molecular function (GO): acyltransferase activity, transferring groups other than amino-acyl groups
Source: RefSeq, a predicted model, not a curated record